AUUAACAUGAUGGAUUUCUCCAAGCUACCCAAAAUAGCUGAUGAAGAUAAAGAAAGCACAUUUGGUUAUGUGUAUGGAGUCUCAGGACCUGUGGUUACAGCCUGUGAAAUGGCAGGUGCGGCCAUGAAUGAAUUGGUAAGAGUGGGCCACAGUGAAUUGGUUGGAGAGAUUAUCCGUUUGGAGGGUGACAUGGCUACUAUCCAAGUGUAUGAAGAAACUUCUGGCUUGACUGUUGGAGAUCCUGUACUCUGUACUGGUAAACCGCUUUCUGUAGAGCUUGGACCUGGCAUUAUGGGAUCCAUUUUUGAUGGUAUUCAAAGACCUUUGUCAGAUAUCAGGGCUAUGACCAAAAGUAUCUACAUUCCCAGAGGAAUUAAUGUGCCUGCUCUUAGAAGAGAUUUAAAAUGGGAUUUUACACCUUGCAAAAAUCUUCGGGUUGGUAGUCUUAUAACUGGUGGAGAUGUUUAUGGAAUUGUCAAUGAGAACUCUCUCAUCAAGCAUAAAAUAAUGUUACCUCCAAGAAAAAAAGGGACUAUAACUUACAUUGCUCCACCAGGGAACUAUGACACUUCCGAUAUUGUCUUGGAGCUUGAAUUUGAAGGUGUAAAAGAGAAGUUUACCAUGGUCCAAGUUUGGCCUGUACGUCAAGUUCGGCCUGUCAUUGAGAAACUACAAGCCAAUAAUCCUUUGUGGACAGGCCAGAGAGUACUUGAUGCCCUUUUUCCAUGUGUACAGGGAGGAACUACAGCAAUUCCUGGGGCUUUUGGCUGUGGAAAGACAGUGAUAUCACAGUCUCUAUCCAAGUAUUCGAACAGUGAUGUUAUUAUUUAUGUAGGAUGUGGUGAAAGAGGAAAUGAGAUGGCUGAAGUCCUCCGUGACUUCCCAGAGCUCACAAUGGAAGUUGAUGGCAAAGUAGAGUCAAUUAUGAAGAGGACAGCUCUUGUGGCCAAUACCUCCAAUAUGCCUGUUGCUGCUAGAGAAGCCUCUAUUUAUACUGGAAUUACACUGUCGGAAUAUUUCCGUGACAUGGGCUAUCAUGUCAGUAUGAUGGCAGACUCUACCUCCAGAUGGGCAGAGGCUCUUAGAGAAAUCUCUGGUCGCCUUGCUGAAAUGCCUGCAGAGAGUGGCUAUCCUGCAUAUCUUGGUACCCGGCUUGCCUCUUUCUAUGAACGAGCAGGCAGAGUGAAAUGUCUUGGAAAUCCUGAGAGAGAAGGAAGUAUCAGCAUUGUGGGAGCAGUUUCUCCACCUGGUGGUGAUUUUUCUGAUCCAGUUACAUCUGCUACUCUUGGUAUUGUCCAGGUGUUUUGGGGAUUAGAUAAGAAACUAGCUCAACGCAAACAUUUCCCCUCUGUCAACUGGUUAAUCAGCUACAGCAAGUACAUGCGUACAUUGGACGAGUACUAUGAUGAACACUUCACAGAGUUUGUUCCCCUGAGGACCAAAGCUAAAGAGAUUCUGCAAGAAGAAGAAGACCUGGCAGAAAUUAUACAGCUUGUGGGGAAGGCUUCUCUAGCAGAAAAAGAUAAAAUCACUUUGGAAGUAGCAAAACUUAUCAAAGAUGAUUUUCUACAACAGAAUGGAUAUACUUCUUAUGACAGGUUCUGCCCAUUCUACAAGACCAUGGGAAUGCUAUCCAAUAUGAUUGCUUUUUAUGAUAUGGCCCGUAGUGCUGUUGAAAACACUGCCCAAAGUGACAAUAAAAUCACAUGGUCCGUUAUCCGAGAACAUAUGGGAGAAAUUCUCUAUAAGCUUUCUUCGAUGAAAUUCAAGGAUCCGACGAAAGACGGUGAAGCAAAGAUUAAGGCCGACUAUGCACAACUUCUUGAAGAUAUGCAGAAUGCAUUCCAUAGCCUUGAAGACUUAGAACUGUGAUUUCUUUGCUAUUUG
This is a messenger RNA of Suncus etruscus (white-toothed pygmy shrew), 1887 nucleotides long. Its product is annotated as V-type proton ATPase catalytic subunit A-like. NCBI's taxonomy places the organism in Eukaryota, Metazoa, Chordata, Mammalia, Eulipotyphla, Soricidae. Gene Ontology annotation, biological process: proton transmembrane transport; ATP metabolic process. The coding region runs from base 7 to 1872 and encodes 621 amino acids. Gene Ontology annotation, molecular function: proton-transporting ATPase activity, rotational mechanism; ATP hydrolysis activity; ATP binding. Gene Ontology annotation, cellular component: proton-transporting V-type ATPase, V1 domain; lysosomal membrane. The record is from RefSeq and is a predicted model, not a curated record. The transcript is spliced from 14 exons.